Molecule: messenger RNA, 785 nt
Organism: Suillus fuscotomentosus
Lineage: Eukaryota; Fungi; Basidiomycota; Agaricomycetes; Boletales; Suillaceae
Exons: 3
Coding region: 97-456 (119 amino acids)
Source: RefSeq, a predicted model, not a curated record
GUUAGUGCAAUGCACGAGCCUAUAUCAUGGACAUCACGAGUAUAUCUAUAUCUUUGGCCCUCACGCACUCUCCAGAACUAAUGAAAUGAUACCGCAAUGUGGCUUUUCAACGCUUCCUACGCUGCUCGGGUGUUCUUAAGCAUACUCCAACCCCCAGCCUCAUCUGUUACUGUUGCACCUAGUGCCCUACCAUCAAUCACAGGUGUGCGCACGCUGACAAUGAAUGGGGCAGGCAUGCGAGUGGGCUAUUGCAUAAGUAGGAAAGGAAGCUGGUGGGUAAGGAGGGGGAUGGACGAGAAAUGGGCAAGAGCAGAUGCGGCGAGCGGGCAGCCAUUUAUAGUGGCGGGCUGCGCGAUGGUGAUGAUGAGCGCAUGGCAUAGAGCGAUAUUUGAACUGCGUCUGAAUCCAGCUGCCGAAGCCCCAGACUGGCCCCUCCCUGACUUUCACGAAGCUUGAAGGGCGGCUUCUGCGGCUCUUGAAGACAUGUAAGUAGUACAUAACUUGCUCGUGGUAUCAAUGACGCUUCACCUGACGGCUCUCGACCUUACACUGACAUCCACACCGCCACGGGGAAGUCGGCCCGCAACUUGGUCGAGGGCCUGCAUGAUAUGCAAGUUGAGGACGUGUGCGGGAAGGAGGGGCUUUACAAGCUUGAUAAUACCGGGUUUCAGUAUGGGCGAGAAGUGGCGAUGCAUACCAGAUUCAAGUUCUUGAACGAUGAUGAGAUCGAGCGUGAAUACUCUGAGAGCAUCGACCUCAUCAAGAGGGUUACAGGGGCAACCAAG